AUGAUCGUUCGUUUACUUCUUAUGGCCAUUCCUUUGGCAAUGGUCUCUGCCGAUGAAACAACCGUUUCCACCUCAACCUCCAUCUCUACUACUCCUAUUACCACUUCCUCUACAACCUCCACUACUACUACUCCUAUCACUACCCCCUCUACAACCUCUACUACUACUCCUAUUACCACUUCCUCUACAACUUCUACUACCUCCACCUCCACCAGCUCCACCUCCACCUCCACCUCCUCCACAUCUACCACUACCUCUGCUUCCUCUUCCUCUGCCUCUUCUUCUUCCUCUUCUUCCUCCGUUAGUACUAUGAUCUGGGUCACCGGGACAAUCAGUGGGGCCCUCGCCACUUAUGAAACUACCUUCAGCCAAACUUUUAUGAGUACCUACACCUCGGCUACUGCCGUUGAUAGCGCGGCUCUUACCAGCACUUGGGAUUACAGCAGUGCUUUGGCGAGCAAGUCUUCUGCUGACGCUUCAUCAUCCAAUGCUGGGGUGAAAAGAGAUGAUGUUAUGAAUAAAGUCAUGGUUGGCGGGGCUGCCCUUGCUGGUAUCAUGUUGAUUUGA
Messenger RNA from Saccharomycopsis crataegensis, 567 nucleotides. RefSeq lists its product as uncharacterized. The transcript has a single exon. Gene Ontology annotation, biological process: fungal-type cell wall organization. The coding region runs from base 1 to 567 and encodes 188 amino acids. Lineage: Eukaryota; Fungi; Ascomycota; Saccharomycetes; Ascoideales; Saccharomycopsidaceae. The record is from RefSeq and is a predicted model, not a curated record.